Macrobrachium nipponense is the source of this 5224-nucleotide messenger RNA. Its product is annotated as torsin-1A-like. The record is from RefSeq and is a predicted model, not a curated record. The transcript is spliced from 7 exons. Gene Ontology annotation, biological process: cellular response to misfolded protein. Gene Ontology annotation, molecular function: ATP hydrolysis activity; ATP binding. Gene Ontology annotation, cellular component: endoplasmic reticulum. NCBI's taxonomy places the organism in Eukaryota, Metazoa, Arthropoda, Malacostraca, Decapoda, Palaemonidae. Bases 141 to 1175 code for a protein of 344 amino acids.
UUAAAAGACAACUCGAACGCGUCAGAGAGUAAACAAAUAUCCGAGUCAGUUCGCGCUCAGCUGCUGCCUUUUAAUUCCUACAGGCUGCAAGGUCUCUUCCCCCACAUGUCUCUCCCGCCCACACAUUCCACCCCUUCGAAAUGAAGCCGCAUUGGAUCUUGACUGCUUUGACGGGCCUUGCGAUCGUCUUUAACGCAGAGGCGUCUGUCUCCAUUGGCGUGGCGAGUAUUGGCAUCGUGGGGUCGGCCCUCUAUGCUGGAUUUGACAGGGUGCGAUGUGCCUUCUACGAGUGCUGCUCCCCCAGGUCCAAGUGGACCAAAUUGAACGUGACAGCUCUGAAUCUAGCCUUCAGUGAGAACUUGUAUGGCCAACAUUUGGUUCAGACUGUCGUCCCCAGAGCUCUAAAAAGUCAUCUUGGCCAAGAUCAACCUAAUAAGGCUUUAGUCAUGAGCUUUCAUGGAUGGACAGGGGGUGGCAAAAACUAUGUAGCCAGAUUCAUUACUGACAGCUUAUAUAAGCUUGGUACAAGGAGCCAGUAUGUUCAUUUUUUUGUGAGCACUAUUCAUUUUCCACAUAAAGAACAAUCAGAUAUAUACAAGUUACACUUACAAGAUUGGAUACGUGGAAAUGUAAGCAAGUGUGAGAGGUCUCUCUUCAUCUUCGACGAGAUUGAUAAAAUGCCUGUCGGUAUGAUUGAUGGAAUCAAGCCUUUUAUCGAUUACCAUGAAAACAUUGACGGAGUUGAUUUCAGGAAAUCUAUCUUUAUAUUCUUAAGUAACACGGGUGGUCCUGAGAUAACGAGGCUAAUGUUAGAGAUGUGGCGGAAAGGGAAAAGCCGGGAAGAAAUCACAAUGGCCGAUAUGGAGCAUUUAAUUGAGCGUGGAGCAUUUAGUGAAAAAGGUGGAUUACACAAGAGUGAGCUCAUACAACACAGUUUAGUAGAUUUCUACGUACCCUUUCUUCCACUGGAACGAAGGCACAUUGAGUUUUGUAUACGGGAUGAGGUUAAGCGACGUGGUCUUAAAGGAAGCAAGGAGUUUAUUAAGGUUGUUGCUGAUGAGAUGACAUAUUUUCCUCCUGAGAACCAGCUGUUUUCAACUACCGGCUGCAAAAGAGUAUCGCAGAAAGUUUCGUAUCACAUUGCAAAUGAGAUGUACGACGUUCUUUUUGAUUAAUCAUAAGGGUAUUACUCAAGAUCAUCCUAUUGUGGGCAUGAUCCCUGUCGUUUAUUUACGGGAUAUUUCUCUUCUUUAUGGGGAGAAAUCUUGAAGAUAUUACGGUACAGUACAUAAUUAUGUAAAUGAAAGUCUCAGAGAAUUCUCUGAGCUUUUUACAUACAGACUUGACUGAAGGCCAGCUGGAGUUAUUUUAUUGUGAUAUUAGAUUUUAUGUUUAAGUUUUGUAUGUAGGGAUUGUUUCAGUGUGCUUUUGUAAGCAGUUCUUACAUAUAAUAAGUGGAUAGUUUGCUAUUGCAAGCUUGGGAGGACCUAAAUGAAGUGUGAGUUGACGAAUGAUGAAUAGUCACAUUUAGAAAUAUGUAACGUGAAUGACAGAGGUGACCAGUCUGGUAUAACCAUUUUUCAAGAGAGAACAUAAACUAUUCUCCAGUCACAGUUGCUGGUUGCUUUGAAGACAAUUGCAGAAUGAGACAAAGUAUAUUUUUAAACUGCAUUAAUUUUCUCUAAACUUGCUGAUUGCUCCGUGCAUGUAUGCACUUGGAUUUUUUGGGUAAUAAUUCAUGUCUGUGCCCCAAUGAUGUUCCAAAAGUCUGGUUGCUUAAUGUUGUGGUUGUUUUUUAUAUGAAUUUGUAUAUUUUUGUUUGUAUAUAAUUAAAUGAAUCUUCUUCUGGUGUAACUUCUGUGGGGCACAUACUCUAACCCUCUUGGAGUCAUUUUGUGUGAUCAGUAUUCUGGUUAUCAGAUUUUGGAAACAAAAGCCGGGAAAGUAAUUUUUGUUAGAAUCUUUGACAAUUUUCUUGAAGUUUUUUGAGAAUUUAAGUUGUAAUUCAUGAAGUGCAAACCCUGUCAGAGCAGUUACUGAGUGGUCUGCUAAAACUUUUUUAUAGUAGUAACAGGAAUUUUAUCCACUAAAUAAAUUAGCCUUGAUAAAGCCACUCAAGUAAUUUUGCUAAUUCUGUCAUUGAAAAUUCAUGCUGAACCUGAAACCAGUGUUUGUGGUUGUACUCAGGAGAUUGUUUGGUACAUACUAAUCAGUAUCUUCAAAAGUACAGUAUGCAAAUAGUAUGUAGAGUAUUGGCAUGUAGUCUCCAAGUAAGUUAGGAGGUGUCAAGGAAAAGGAUAUGUAUGUUGACUCGUGCAAUUGUAACUGGCUAAGAGAAGCUUUUGUUUUCUGUGCCUAUGCCCUUGAGAGGAAUGUUUCGUGUCUUUUUACAAUACAGGUGUUAUAUCAGUUAUAAAGUUUUAUGAAUUAUUUCUUGGCUCUCUAGAAGUGAUGGUAAUCAUUUUUUCCCUUAACUGUUUUUAAGAUUUUGUAACUGUGAUAAUCCGAGUUUCACCCCAGCCUGUUUGUUAUCCUACAAUAGUGUACCAACUAGUUAUUUUCAGUAACAGAAUUCCAUCCUGCCUGUAUCUUGUCUGAAACAUAUAUCUUUUUUUUUUUUUCCAAAAAUAUUUACAAAGUGCCUUUCUGAAAGAUUUCUUCUUAUAAAUGCAGGUACAUAUAAUUAAAAAUAUUUACACCAUUGAUAUAUGGCAUAUCUUUCUUUAUUGAUGCAAAGCUACAAGGUUUGGUGGUGUGGAAUGUUAUCGUGUUUCAAGGUAAGCUCCCUCUUAAGUGAAGAUAUUUGUUGAGUAUUUUCUCUUUCCAAAGUGAAUUGUUGGCCCAGUUAGAGCCAACAUUCCUGUAAGGAUGCUGAUGUAAUGUUGCCUGCAACAUACCUUGAUUGUCAAACUAGCUGGAACCAAAGGUUCUUUGCAGCAUUCCGUAGGCCUCCUGAUGCUGGAUGUUUUCAUACCUGCCCUACUUCUGUACAUCUGUCACCAUUUUGCCUCUACGUAGUUGUCCAAUGCCUAUAACCUUACCUUGCUGCAAUUUUCAUGCCUCGGCAAAGAACAAAUCCUCUAGGAGAGUUCAGUAGUCUAGAAAUGUGACUGUGGUGGUGUGCAGUUAUUUAAUGAUAGAACUGCACAGUAUUUGAGUUAUAGAAAAUAUCGAAUUACAGGUUAAAAAUCCACAGGGCAGGUAAAUGUGAUGGUUGCUGCAUGUUAAGAUUUUAGUUCCCAAAGUCAGUUAGCUUUUUAAGAAAAGUAGAGAUGUUUAUAUCGUUAUAAAUAUGUUGACCGAGACCAUUUUGAGUCACAGCACUGGGUAUGGAAAUAGAUUUGUAUAUCAUUAGAAGGCAGUUGACAUAUCACCAAGACAAAUAAUAUAAUUUGACAGCCAUUAUGAGUAUCAAUGGUACUUGUUAGACUCAAUAAGCUUGUAAUAUUGUGUCAGAGUAAAAGGUUUAGUGAAACUAAUGGCAGGUGUAUCAGAAUUAGUGAUCAGUGUUUAUGCCCUUUAAGGGUUAGCCCUGACGCCCUUACCAUUUAUCAUAACCAUAGAGGAGGGAGAAGAGGUAGAAGUGUUUAGGACAGUAGGCGGGAGGAGAUGAGAAAAUUCAAAAUCGACAUAAAUGAAACAAAGGUUAGUGGGAACAAAAAUGUACUGUAUGGAUAGUGUGGGAUAUGUAUUGUUGGCAAAUUUUUUCUACUGUAUUUUGUGUCCAGGUUAGAAUUCAACCAGAAUGUGCACAAGAAAGCAAUAGGGAAAAAAACUUAAGACAUUAUUGGCAGUGAGAUGAACUUGUAGUACUUUGAAUGCUUUAGCAUAAUUUACUCAAUUACAUCUUGUUUUUCGAACAGUUUCAGUUCUUGAUUACAGGGAUGCAAUAUACUGAUAUCAUUUUUGCAAGGAACUGUUCAGACUUAUUUUUGAUUAUCACCACAUUUUGGAGGGUUGCUUAUCAUGGCCUCUCCUGCCUUUAGUCAUGUAAAGGUAAGGUUAUGCAAAUAACUAUUGUACAUGUGUAACAAAUGAAUGAUCAGCCAUAGUUUUAAUUAGAAAUUUAACAUUUCAGUACAGUGAAUGGUUAGGUUUGAAUUCAGUGUGUUGCAUGAUGGCUAUUGUACAGCACAAGUUUUUAAAUACUGUAUUUAAAAUUACAAUACUGUUGGUGGGGUGGGGGUCUGAAAAUUGUAGAGAUGUGGCAUAAAUAUUGACCAGUUAGAGGUUUGUAGGUGAGUGGAAAAUGUUAAGAGGUUUGUAGUUAAGAGUGGAAAAUGAAGACAAUUUUUCCACAUCUAACACACCUCCCCCUAAAUGGAUUGCUCAGUAUAAAAAUUGUUUGGUGAUAGCGUUGUGGCGUGGGUCUUUAGCAGUCCUUUCAAACUUGAGCAAGUUACUUGUGCAUAACCGAGUAACUUUAAUUCAAAGUACUAGUGUGGCACUGAUACAGCAUCAGUUGGUCUGAGAGGUCUGUAUCAAUUCCCAUAUGUUUGUAAAGUUAUAGAAUAGGCAUGAUUUAGUUUCCUAGUUUAUAUACUGUACCCCAGUUUCAGGCAGAAUCACAUGAUCUUUUUUCUUUAAUUGUUAUGUAUUGUAGAAAACAAUGAGCUCAGUUCUUGCAGUUUUUCAGAAAGUUGUCAGUGUGGUAAUCUGACAAAAUAAUGUAUAUUUGUAUCAAUGUAAUAUUCUGAUAGAUGCCCUUAUUGGGCAUACAACAUUUCACAAAAUCUAGUCGUUCUGAAGCAGUAGCAUAAUUGAUUGAUGAGUCAAUAACAUCUGCAGUUCUCUGGAUAUUUUUUUAAUAUAUUUUGUAACAUUUUCAUCUUACUCAUAUUUUUUUUUUAUCAUAUGUCUGUUAAUUUCCCCUGUCAAGACUAGGAAUCAUUUCAUGUCUAACUUUUCAUUUCAAUAGUGUAAUUUUAUUUCAAGAUGAAGGGAUACCAAACACCUUUGAUGGUCGAUAUGUAAAUGAAAUACAUCAUUCAUGAUUAUUUCCGAGCUUGAAAUACAGUAUGAAGGUUGUCUUCAUUUUUAGCACACACGUGAAAAUGUGGCAUUCUGCUAUUUUGAAACCCUUAAUAAUACACUAAAUAUUUUAUUUAAUAUAACUGUGAAACCUGCAAAUCCAACUUCAGUUUGUAUAAAUUACUAGGUAUUAGUUUUAAGUAUAUUUUAAUACUGUGUAACUGGCAUCUUGUAAAUAAAAACACAUUAACAA